AUGAGAACAUUCAUUAAAAUACGGAUUCCUCAGUGCCUGCAGAUUCUCAGGUCACCUUGCAGAUUAUUCCAUGGAUACCACAGGCUUCUCUCAUCUCAGAUUAUUUCAUAUUAUGAUUCUAUAAACCAGUGUGAAAAGGAGCUACCAGAAUAUUUCAACUUUGCAAGUGAUGUCUUGGAUAAGUGGUCACAACUGGAAAAGGAUGGAAGACGACCAGCAAAUCCAGCUUUUUGGUGGAUAAAUGGUGAGGGAGAGGAGGUGAGGUGGAGCUUUGAAGAACUGGGAUUUCUGUCCAGGAAGACAGCUAAUAUACUCUCUGAGGCAUGUGGUUUGCAGAAAGGAGACAAAGUUAUAGUAGUUCUCCCUCGGGUCCCUGAAUGGUGGCUACUGAAUGUAGCCUGUAUGCGAGCAGGAAUUGUCUUUAUUCCAGGAACAUCCCAGUUAACAGCCAAAGACAUUUUAUACCGACUCCAGGCUUCAAAGGCCAAGUGCAUCGUUACCAGUGAUACACUGGCACCUGCAGUGGAAUCUGUCAUGCCUGACUGCCAGUUUCUGAAAAGCAAACUAAUUGUAUCUAAAGGCAGCAGAGAUGGAUGGCUGAACCUCAAAGAACUCUUUGCGAUGACAUCUGCUAACCAUGAAUGUGUCAAGACAAGGAGUCAAGACCCAAUGCUGAUCUAUUUUACUAGUGGAAGUACAGGCUCUCCAAAAAUGGUGGUGCAAUCCCACAGCAGUUACGGCAUUGGAUUUACCGUCAGUGGCAGGUACUGGAUGAACUUGACUCCGUCAGAUAUAAUGUGGAAUACUUCUGAUACAGGUUGGGUAAAGUCAGCUUGGAGCAGUGUUUUUGCUCCAUGGAUCAAUGGAUCAUGCGUCUUUAUACACCAUAUGCCUCAGUUUAAACCAGCAGUUGUUGCAGAUACUCUAUCAAAAUACCCCAUCACCACCUUUUGCACAGCCCCCACGGCCUACCGCAUGCUGGUGCAACAUGGUUUGAGCAGCUACAAGUUCAUGAGUCUGAAACACUGUGUAUCUGGAGGCGAGCCACUCAAUCCUACAGUGAUGGAGCAGUGGAAAAUCCAAACAGGCCUGAAUAUCCAUGAAGGUUAUGGCCAGACUGAGACAGUAACAAUAUGUGCCAAUGUGAAGGGAAUGAAAAUUAAACCUGGUUCUUUGGGAAAAGCCUUGUCCCCUUAUGAUGUGCAGAUCGUAGAUGACCACGGGGCUAUUCUCCCUGCAGGAGAAGAAGGCGACAUUGCUGUCCGAAUCCAACCUAGGAGACCGUUCUGUCUGUUCUCUCAGUACUUGGAUAAUCCAGCGAAAACCGCUGCCACUGUGCGCGGAGAUUUUUACAUCACUGGAGACAGAGGGAUUAUGGAUGAAGAAGGAUAUGUCUGGUUUGUUGGAAGAUCUGAUGAUAUAAUUAAUUCCGCUGGAUACCGUAUUGGUCCGUUUGAAGUUGAAAGUGCAUUAAUACAGCACCCUGCAGUCUCAGAGUCAGCUGUUGUCAGCAGUCCUGAUCCAGUUCGAGGGGAGGUGGUCAAGGCCUUCAUUGUUUUAGCUCCUGCUUUUGUAUCACAUGAUCCAGAAAAACUGACUAGUGAUCUUCAGCAGCAUGUCAAAAAUGUGACUGCUCCUUACAAGUAUCCGAGGAAGAUUGAGUUCGUUCAGGCUCUGCCAAAAACUGUUGCUGGGAAAAUCCAGAGGAAGGUUCUAAGGAACAAAGAGUGGGGAAGAGCAUAAUGUGAUCCAGAAAAGGAGGAAAAAGUAUUUCUACCAUCCGUACCAACCAUCGCACAGCAUUUGGACCUGUCAUGUUAUCAUUACCCAGAGCACUAAGCGAAUAUGUGAGAGAACAAGCUACGAAAGAAAACAAAGAAAGGAGACAAAACUCAUGACUUUUAAUGUAUGUUGAACAGUAAUUCCGUCAUAGCUAUAACAGGGUAUGUGAUU
Messenger RNA from Rhea pennata, 1953 nucleotides. RefSeq names its product acyl-coenzyme A synthetase ACSM3, mitochondrial-like. Gene Ontology annotation, cellular component: mitochondrial matrix. The transcript is spliced from 13 exons. Gene Ontology annotation, biological process: acyl-CoA metabolic process; fatty acid biosynthetic process. Gene Ontology annotation, molecular function: fatty-acyl-CoA synthase activity; fatty acid ligase activity. The record is from RefSeq and is a predicted model, not a curated record. The coding region runs from base 1 to 1743 and encodes 580 amino acids. Lineage: Eukaryota; Metazoa; Chordata; Aves; Rheiformes; Rheidae.